Molecule: messenger RNA, 2984 nt
Organism: Ictalurus furcatus (blue catfish)
Lineage: Eukaryota; Metazoa; Chordata; Actinopteri; Siluriformes; Ictaluridae
Exons: 2
Coding region: 135-449 (104 amino acids)
Source: RefSeq, a predicted model, not a curated record
GGUGGUUAUUGAUACUGUUGUCAAACCUGAGUUUUAUGCUGUAGAGUAUACUAGCUGUAAAUGAUACACACGCGCAUAAUCUGUCUGUUUAUGAUGUUUGAUGUGUCAUUUAGAGCCGCGUUUCCCUCCCAGGCAUGGCUGCGACAUUCACAGUGCUCGGUUUCAUAAUGAUUGCGGCAAUGGUGCACACGUGCACCGGCUCGCCGCUGUUACAGUCAGCCCACGAGGCUCAGGAGGUGUCGGAACCUCGCGAGAUCAGGGGGAUGCAGGUGCAGCGGGGCGCUCAGAGUCGUGACAUGAGAACGGAGCGUUUUGCACCUUUACCAGAGGACCAGCAGCGCUUUACGUCCAAGCAGUUACUGCAAGCUCUGUCGGAAAUGAUCCAGCGGGACGACUGCAUUUCAGACUAUCAGGGCUGGGUGGACUUCGGGCGUCGCAGUACGGACUGAAGUUUCUAAUGAACGAUCAUCAUCUCUCUGCAUUUCAUUAAAUUUAUUCGAUUUAAUGCAACCUCAAAUUUGUAGUUCACUUUUUUUUUUUUUGUUUUUUUGUAUUUUAUAUAAAAUGGUAUAUAUGUAAGGAAUAACACACACGAAGGGCCGUGCUGUUGUAGAAAAAGAAUCCACACUGGAUUGUUUUUUUUGGCAUAUACGCCACAGUGCAGCUAAAUGCUCGAAUCUGAUUGGUCUGAUUGGUCAUAACUGCUCGGAAAGUAGUUCCGGCUGACACGUUAUUGAAUUAUGGGUUAAUAUCGAUGUGCUGGUUUUAGGACACAUUUAUCAUCUAGGAUAUGAGUCUUGAAGGCAAGUGCUUUGUAACAGUCACGGUGCUUUGCAGUUUCCCGGGUCAGGAAGGCCUUCAGGACAGGGGAGAUUGUGCUUUCCUGUUUCUCUGUAAAAUGACAAUUUGCAUUUUAAGAGAGAGAGAGAGAGAGAGAGAGCGCAAUAUGACCAAGCAGUGGUGGAGCCAGAAAGGUGUCCAGUAUGGCACUGGACACCGCUGACAUCCGAUUGGCCACCCCGGGUGCCACCCCAACAUUAUAUUCACUACUGGCAGUAGCUGAUGCUGAUUGACACAUCAUUUCACCUCUUGUCGAAAGAAGAGGUUUUUUUUAAACGUUUUCAAAUCAAGGACGAGAGAAUAUGGCUGCAGGAUACCUAGAAUAAGCAAACAUCAUAUUUGAAGUACAUUUUUUAAAGUUUAGCAUCAGGUUUGUUUGCUGAAUAACUUUUAUGAGGCACUGGAUGUGUUAAUAAGGCUCCAACAGGCUACCUAUGCUAGGAUGGCACAUAUAAAUGAGGCGAUACAAGCAUGGCUACACACCUAUUAUGGUUUUGAAACACGCCUAAUUUUGUUUAAAAGGUCUCGUACAAUAGAUUUACGUGCAUCCGAGGUCAAAAAACACUGUAAUUUAAACUCAUAAUUUAAACUGCAGCAUUACCGUUUUUCCCCCAGUGUCACAAACGACUCCUAAAUUGAUCCGUUCUAAAGGAUUCGUUCUAAACUCGUCCUUUCAGAGAGCAUACUCUGCUCUGAUUGGUCAGAUGUCCCAGUCUGUUGUGAUUGGUCUAACGCUGUCACCGAGCAGCCGAUGAAGACCAGAGGCGAGGCUUUUUGUUACAAACCUACGUAGGUUAGUACAGGAAGUAAGGUCUGGAAUCACUAACGACUCGAUUCAGCUGUUCAGAAUCGCUUCCUUCUUUUAGGAGUCAAUAACGCCGUUUGUCGUGCGCUUUGAUUUAUGAAACUUUUCAGACUUUUUACAUUCACAAACAGCUCUAUACUCACUUGGUCACAUCUCUCUCUCUCACUCUCUCUCUCUCUCUCUCUCUCUCUCAGGUAAUAUCUGAAAAACCAUAAUAGGUGCAGAUUAAGAUAAACAUGUUGGUAAUUGGUUGAUUAGAUGUAACCAUAGACGGUCUUAUUUUUGCACAGGAUCAAUUAAAGAUGAAAAGAAAGGGAGAGAUAUCAGAGUUCUUUUUAAUGAAGCCCAAGUGCAACCAGCCCUGUCUGCUCGAUGCCUGCUAUAUCCAAUUACAUUGUCUGGGUUUUGUGUGUUUUUUUGUUUAUAAAUUUGAGGUUUUAUGUCAAUAAACUCAGCAGUUCAUGUAACAGACACAUGCUAUUGUAUCUUAUCUCCUUGGUGCUUAAGCUUCAUUUUCUGAAAAUAUUUUGGAUGUUCAACACUUAUAGACACAAACAGGGUGACCUCGUUCUUUCCACUAUAUGUGUAUGUGUAUGUGUGGGGCCACCCCAUGUAUAAAACUCUAGAUCCGCCACUGCGACCAAUUGAGCGAGAGAGAGAGAGAGCGUUUUGACCAGGUGAGCAAGAGAGAGAGAGAUCCGACCAAGUGAGUGAGUGAGAGAGAGAGAGAUCUGACCAAGUGAGAGAGAGUGAGAGAGAUAAGAGCAAGUGAGUGAGCAAGAGAGAGAGAGAGAUCCGACCAAGUGAGAGAGAGUGAGACAGAGAGAUCCGACCAAGUGAGAGAGUGUGUGUGUGUGUGAGAGAGAGAGAGAGAGAGAGAGAGAUCUGACCAAGUGAGAGAGAGUGAGAGAGAGAGAGAGAGAGAAUGAAUGAGUUUAUCUUGGCUGUAACAGGUGAGAACAGGAACUAACUUGUCUCUUGCACGUUGCAAUCUGACUAGGAACCAGUAAAAUGCACAAUGUUUCGUAUAAUAUUAAAUGAAAAAGUGUAUUUCAGCAACUCACUGCAGUAUGAACAGAAUAAUACACAACAGACUGUGAUUUUAUACAAGAGUAAUGCACUUCAGGGGGGUAGAGGCAGUCCACUUGUGCAUUAUGGCACAUCGCUGUCCGGUUAUUCCUCACUUAGACAAUGCUCAUGCAGCGUAUGUCUGAUUCGUUAACUACAAAUGAGUUUAAGACCGUAGGAUGCAAAAGAACGUACUCAAAUGUACCUUGUCACUGUAUGUACCUAGAACGUACCUAUUACAUGCUAACAUGAAUGCAAUUUACGUUUAUAG